GCAGGUGAUUUUAUAUUUUUGCCUCAGUAUUCAUACACAUUUUCUCAGGCAUAAGAUGAGCUCUUUUAAUCUUGAUGACGAGUUGACCUGUCCAAUAUGCCUGGAAUUGUACGACUGUCCCAUCUCGUUACCUUGCCUCCACAGCUUCUGUACAGAGUGCUUACAAAACCUUACACACAGCAGUAGUCCCAGCACCGUGACGUGUCCACAAUGUCGGGCUGACGCCCAGGUCCCCACAGGGGGUGUAAAGAAUUUCCCGAAAAAUUUCCAUCUGGCAAAUAUUGUACAGAAAGUUAAACAGCACAACGAGCAGAAAGAAUUAACAGAAAUGAAAAAUAAAGAUGCCCAAAAUGACCAGUCUGGUAUGGUAGAGUAUAUUCAAGAGCCAGAUGAACGUCCGUCUUCAUAUGAUUUUGUUCCGCAUUAUCCUCCAAGAUUUAAGCGCCAUCACGGUCCCCCGUGGCGACAUCACCCCCCACCGCCACCUGGUUGUCAUGGAGGACACCCCCACCACCCUCCUCCUCCUCCACACGGACCACACCCACGUCAUCCCUGUGGGCCACGUGGACGUCAUCACCCGCCAUGGCAUCCGGGCCCUGGACACCCUCGGCACCACCCUCCGCCCUGGCAUCAUUUUAGAGGCCCACCACCUCCUCCUGAAUAAAGCAUUCAUUUAUAAUGUUAUGUUUUAAUUGCAGUACCAUCAUAGAUAUUUGUAAAAAUAAAGGUCUUUUGAAUAGA
Messenger RNA from Saccostrea cuccullata (small rock oyster), 741 nucleotides. Its product is annotated as RING finger protein 224-like. The transcript is spliced from 2 exons. Lineage: Eukaryota; Metazoa; Mollusca; Bivalvia; Ostreida; Ostreidae. The record is from RefSeq and is a predicted model, not a curated record. The coding region runs from base 56 to 664 and encodes 202 amino acids.